ACUGUUCUUGUACUAGUUGUACUGGACACGAAGCUCAGUGAAGGAGCAGUUGCGAAGAUUUACCGCAGGUUUCUGGAAGCAAGUACACGUGAACCCUUCGUCUUUGUGCUUUGGAAGAUAAACGUCGAUGGCCGUCUCGAUGGAUUCCAGAGGGGUGAAUCGCUCUGCAUGUUCGUCCUCUGGAGGAUGGGAUUGCUCCAUUUGUACUUACACGAACACGAGAGAGGCGUUCAAAUGUGGUAUGUGCGAGGCCCGCAAAGGAACAUCUACCAGGAAAGUCAGACAAAGUGAUGAUGUGAUCGCGCAGCAGCAAGCUGCCGCCGCAUUGGUGGCAGCGCAACGCAGUCAGGAGCUAGCUCAAGAGUUUGGCGGUGUUAUCGAGGCCACGGGUGAUGGUCGGCCAAGUGGCAAGAGAAGAAAGAAGAAGAAGCCCUACAGCCGCCCUGCUCCUGAAGUUAGUUCCUGUCCCGUGUAUGGAGAGAGCAACCCAGACGUUGCUGCUGCUACUGUACCGUUAAUGGAGACUUCAACUUCUGCCCACUCAUGGAAUUCGCCUCCCGCAGUGACUGCAGAAUCUCAUCAUCGAUCUGUUGGCCAUGUCAGACCUGCAAAAGCGAUGCCCUCUGUGGUGCACAGGACCAUGUUGCCAGUCUUUCGAAAUGUGGAUCGAAGCAGCGGUGUUGAUACACUAGUCGCCGUGAACGGACUCGAAGUGACAGUCACUGAAUACCAAAUUCGUCCGUUACUGGCUGUGGCCCCCAUGCGAGCUGUUCCUUCUGCAACGCUCCCACAGUUCAAAGCAGUUGGGAGCGCUGCUGCUCAAGCGUAUGCUGCGCACAAGAGCGGCGGUCUAGCACACAGUGGGGCGCCAAGUACUUCUACAUCUGGGCAAAGCCUCGUGGAUGUGAAGCAGUCGGGCGCCAGCACCGGCACCGACCUUGUUUUGGAAGCCACCGGUUCUCUACCAGUAAGCCCUGCGACAGCUGAGGGCAGUGCCAGUGCUGUGCGGUGAUCUCGUUGUGGCAGUUUGUGUUUGUGCUGCUCUAUGUAAAGCAGGCACAUUGUCCGUGACCGACUACCUAUGUUGUGUGUAACUCUAGUGUUUUUCCAAGUGCUGUACAAUGCGUGCUACUUCCGCUGACCAAGUGUGUGUGUUUUUGUUUGGACUCGUCUUGUUCCCUUGUGACUUUCUGUACAUACCAUGUUACACGUAUCUAUAUCCAUCUCACAUAACUAUCGCUACCUAACUGUCCACUCCACCCCGGUGUCGAGAACAAAGCUGCCUUCCGUUUCUAUAAUCAUAUUCCACUCUGGUUUAUUCUGUACAGCUCUGAUCCACUGUGCUGCUAUGUUGUGUUCUGGCCCAUGUCUUGGCCUUGUAAAAAAAUGUCCUGCUUUGCCGCUGCGCCCUAUGCCCGUGUUAUAUCCUCGUUGAUGGGAUCGUACAACUCCCCGGAUCAUUCAGUUCUCUAUCUGCUUGUGCUUUGUUGUAUUCAUAUUUUAUUGUAAAUGAGCAGAGCUUGCCUAGUCCAUUGCAGCACUACUCGUGUGUUUUUUUUUAACCAACUGGCCGUAUAGCGCUACUUUCUCGGUGACCAAUGAUAUUCUCUCCAACUGGUACUUUUA
Messenger RNA from Sycon ciliatum, 1626 nucleotides. RefSeq names its product RING1 and YY1-binding protein-like. Lineage: Eukaryota; Metazoa; Porifera; Calcarea; Leucosolenida; Sycettidae. The transcript has 5 exons. The record is from RefSeq and is a predicted model, not a curated record. Gene Ontology annotation, molecular function: transcription coregulator activity; DNA binding. Bases 128 to 1012 code for a protein of 294 amino acids. Gene Ontology annotation, cellular component: nucleus. Gene Ontology annotation, biological process: positive regulation of DNA-templated transcription.